GAGACAAAAAUGGGAAUAGAACUUGUGAAUGAGUAAAAACAGUUUACAGUUAAUUAACUUAAAAGUUAUAUUACCAAAUGGGUAUAUAGAUAAGCAUAAAUACUUAAAAUAUGUGAAUAAGUAUAAAGGUGUACAAAGUGAUUUAUUUGAUUUUGACAGAUCUGCUCCUCUUACUGUACAGCGAUCACAAUCAGACCUUCAGUGAAUCUCCUCCCACAACUAUCACACCUUCAGUGAAGCUCCUCCCACGACAAUCACACCUUCAGUGAAGCUCCUCCCACGACAAUCACACCUUCAGUGAAGCUCUUCCCACAACUAUCACACCUUCAGUGAAGCUCCUCCCACAACAAUCACACCUUCAGUGAAGCUCCUCCCACUGCAUUUCAGCAAUAAAUGCUGGAAUAUUCCCAUAAGUCUACAAGUGAAGACGAGCAUCAAAGCAUCAGGAAGAAGUGAAAUCUGCAGAGACAGAGUUUAUUGAAGAACAGAGAGAUCAAGAACACUGCAGAAUGAACCAGACUGAAAAACAAACAGAGUUGAUUGAAGAAAAAGAGAAUGAGGAAAUUAAUGAAGAGGAGCAGAAGCAUCAUGUCAAAACUGGAGAAAACUUUUUGAGUCGCUCUCAAACCAAACAGAAAGAUUUAAAGAAGAGAAGAGACAAGAAAUCUUUCACCUGCACUCAGUGUGGAAAGAGUUUGAGAAGCAAACAUAGUCUUGAGAUGCACAUGAAGAUCCACACUGGAGAGAAACCAUACAGAUGUGAUCAGUGCGGGAAGAGUUUCACACAAUCAACAUACCUAAAGAUACACAUGAACAUCCACACUUUAGAAAAACUGUACCCAUGUGAUCAAUGUGGAAAAACAUUUUUGAGGGCUUCAAACCUGAAGCAGCACCUGAAAGUUCAUUCAAAGGAGAAACCACAUUCAUGUUCUUUGUGUGGAAAGAGUUUUUCACAUCUGCAGAGUUUAAAAGUACAUCAGAAGAUACACACUGGUGUGAGAGAAUAUAUGUGUUUUGAGUGUGAGAAGAUUUUUAUUAGAGCUGAAAGUUUGAAACAGCACGAGAGGAUCCACACUGGAGAGAAACCUUACAAGUGUUCACACUGUGACAAGAGAUUCAGUCGGUUAGGAUAUCUGAAAUCACAUGAGAGGAUCCACACUGGAGAGAAACCUUACAAGUGUUCACACUGUGACAAGAGAUUCAGUCAAUCCGAACAUCUGAAAACACAUAAGAGGAUCCACACUGGAGAGAAACCUUACAAGUGUUCACACUGUGACAAGAGAUUCAGUCAGUUAGGAUCCCUGAAAUCACAUGAGAGGAUUCACACUGGAGAGAAACCUUACAAGUGUUCACACUGUGACAAGAGAUUCAGUCAGUCAGGAUCCCUGAAAUCACAUGAGUGGAUUCACACUGGAGAGAAACCGUAUCACUGCAUUGUAUGUGGGAAGAGUUUCAGUAAAUCUUCUAAUCUAUACAGACAUACAAAUAACUUUCACAGCAAGUAGAUCACCUUAAUAUCCAGCAGUUUCAGCCGUGUCCUCACCAAACAUGUCAAAAAGUCAGGCGUUGGUAUGUUCCCUGACUCACUGUAAUUUGGGACAGUGAUCACUCGAAUUCCAGUGACAUUAUCACAUACAACGUAAA
Messenger RNA from Carassius auratus (goldfish), 1644 nucleotides. Its product is annotated as zinc finger protein 239-like. Gene Ontology annotation, molecular function: DNA-binding transcription factor activity, RNA polymerase II-specific; RNA polymerase II cis-regulatory region sequence-specific DNA binding. The transcript is spliced from 2 exons. NCBI's taxonomy places the organism in Eukaryota, Metazoa, Chordata, Actinopteri, Cypriniformes, Cyprinidae. Gene Ontology annotation, biological process: regulation of transcription by RNA polymerase II. Gene Ontology annotation, cellular component: nucleus. The record is from RefSeq and is a predicted model, not a curated record. The coding region runs from base 510 to 1505 and encodes 331 amino acids.